CAUCCCUCUGUGCACCCUCAUCAACCAACACCUGAGCACCCUGGCCAGGAAGUUCCCUCAGACCAAGUUCCUGAAGUCCAUCUCCACCACCUGCAUCCCCAACUACCCUGACCGAAACCUGCCCACCAUCUUCGUCUACUUCGAGGGGGAGAUGAAGGGCCAGUUCAUCGGUCCUCUGGUGUUUGGAGGCAUGAACCUCAGAGCUGAAGAGUUGGAGUGGAGGUUGUCAGAGACCGGAGCGGUGAAAACAGACCUGGAAGAAAACCCGAGGAAACAAAUCGAAGACAAGAUGAUGUCAUCGAUCAGAAGUUCUCUUCCUACACGACAGGACAGCGACCCUGAGGACGAUUGACACCAAACAGCCUGAGGCACGGCCUGGAAAUGUUCAGAAGACUGGCUGAGCGGGGACACAGAGGACAGGGUCCAUACUUCAGCCGUCUGUGCUGAGCUCAGUCCUGCUCAAAGGCACACAGGCAGGUCGCUGGAGUGGAACGGAUCAAACCCUGUGAAGCUGUUGAGCUGCUCAGCUUUCUGUUCAUUUCAGAGAAAAUGUGAGCCGUCACAUCAAAACAAGGAUCAAGUCUAAAAGUCGAGAAA
This is a messenger RNA of Austrofundulus limnaeus, 597 nucleotides long. RefSeq names its product phosducin-like 3 (gene pdcl3). The record is from RefSeq and is a predicted model, not a curated record. Gene Ontology annotation, biological process: positive regulation of gene expression; protein folding; angiogenesis. Lineage: Eukaryota; Metazoa; Chordata; Actinopteri; Cyprinodontiformes; Rivulidae. Gene Ontology annotation, cellular component: cytoplasm. Gene Ontology annotation, molecular function: protein folding chaperone; vascular endothelial growth factor receptor 2 binding.